CGCAGAUGGGCAUUUAACGCCGUUUUCGUAUAACAGAAAAGGUUUAGAUAAGGCUUCAUGCACUAAAAAUCACCGAAACCUACGUAUUCGUUUACCCACAGCUGAUUCUCUGGCGGCUUCCCGAGUCAGCUGUGUUGAUGUAGUUUGUCUUAAAAAUUUAUAUCUACGCAAAGGUACACGAAUAGAUUUCAGUGUGAUAUUGUCAAUCCGGAGCCCUGUUACUUUUUGAUGUGGCUUGCAACAGAAAACUAGGAUCAAGCCUGCAUUCGGACCGUUUUGCGCAUUCGCGGCUGGGACCUGUUAACCGCCUUGACCUGAAACCUCUUCAACUACUACUCGUAAAUUUUGGCAACGCUAGAAGUACAGAUGGAGAACACAGGAAAACUUCGGGGGCUAACCAUCUUCAUAACGGGUGCAAGUCGCGGCAUUGGCAAGGAAAUCGCUCUCAAAUGCGCCAAGGAUGGUGCCAACAUCGUAAUCGCUGCGAAGACAGCACAGGCGCAUCCGAAGCUACAAGGUACAAUCUACACAGCUGCUGCUGAAGUGGAAGCCGCGGGUGGCAAGUGUCUUCCUCUUAUAGUUGAUGUUCGCGAUGAACAAAGCGUGGCUUUGGCCGUUGAGGAAGCUGUGCGAAGAUUUGGAGGAAUCGAUGUACUCGUCAAUAACGCAUCGGCCAUCAGCCUUACGUCAACCGAAAACACAGAGAUGAAACGCUAUGACCUUAUGCAUCAAGUUAACGUGAGGGGAACAUUUCUCACCUCUAAGUACUGCAUUCCACAUCUUAAGGCCUCUCAAUAUGGAGGACGGAUCCUCAACAACUCGCCGCCGCUGGAGAUGAAUGCCCGAUGGUUCGCACCUCAUUGCGCUUACACAAUGACCAAAUUCGGUAUGUCAAUGUGUGCUCUGGGGAUGGCUGAAGAAUUCCGGGGUUAUGUGGCCGUCAACACUCUAUGGCCGAAGACUAUGAUUCAUACCGCUGCCUCGAAACUGCUUGCAGGAGGAGACUCACACACUUCACAGGCCCUAUCGAGAAGGCCAACGAUUAUGGCAGAUGCCGCCUACGCAAUACUCUGUAAACCUAUGGACUUUACAGGAAAUUUCUGCAUUGAUGAGGAGGUGCUUCGAAAUGAGGGUGACCGUAUCUGCUGACGUUAUCAUCGGCAAGGAUGUAUUCGGAUUAAGCGUUGGUCAUCAUCCCAACAGAUUUGGCGUACCAGCAAUAUUUAUUCAUGGUCUUUACGUCACAGCAUUCGUUACCCUUCGCGUUUCUGAAAUGAUAAGGUAGAGUUGAGUUAAGGGGAAAAGUAAAGAGGCUUUGGGGCUAUUUUAUGGUUUCAUUUAGCCCACCAAGUGGGUCUUCGGUCCGACUUGGCUGUGCAUAUAACUUUGUACUUUGCAUUGGAACUUAGCGGUUAACUCAGUGUCAGCCAAAUAUCUAAGAUCACUUAACCUGAAGCUUACGGACGAACCAUUUGGGCAAUUCGAUGUACAAAGCGCACUCAGUUGUGCCGAUUGUGCAUUUCAUGACUAUCUCAUGGUGAAGGUACGCUAAAUAGUACAAAGGAAAGGCCCUGAUAAAAAUUCAUCUCAUUACGACUGGGUGUGUUUUUUUUGUUUCCCCAUAUUGGUUAGUAUAUAUUGCGAAAAUAAGCUAUCUAUUAUCAUUGCAUCGUGGAUAUUAGUAUUGAAAAAUCUAAGUAUGCUGCCCUUUAUGGAAUAAAUAGCACAUGGAAUACAGUCCAUUAAGUAGCCAACAAUGUGCUUAACUGAAAAAACCCAGAACUAUCGCGUGUGCCGAAGGUAUGCUUAUUAGAUGUUGUUCGAUCGAGUAGUCAACAAGAUAUAACUGUACUUUGAUAGUCUGACACGAAUAUUUAUCUUUUGCAUCGUUAGGUUUUUUCUUAUGUGUUGCUAAAAACAGCAAGGGCCUAAUUGGCCCAAGUGAUGCUUCGAAUUUGAAGAGCUAUUGAAAAAUAUGAAUAUGUUCCAUUCUGAAAGUUUCAGAGUUAAUAUUAGAUUUACGCUGAGGUAACAAUAACAAUUCAAGAACAGAACGAUAAUGGUUCGAACGUACCGUAUAACAUGCAAUAGCAUCGAUCGUACUGUAUCUAUCCUUGGGCAUCGCCUUAUAGGAUGCCUAUCAUACAAGAGUAAAAUAAUCGAAUUAAGGCAGUGAGACAAAAUCAUGCCGAACAUAUGAUAAGAUAACCAAAAACAAGUUAAUAGAAUAAAGCACAGGAUGAACGAAUGGCUCGGUCAAUCCAAGGGCUUAACUAAGGUAGGCUGACGGGUGGAGUGCGACGAGAAGAGCAAGGCGAUGCAGCAGGGCGAUAGAACGACUCGCGUUCAGAUUUCGAUCGAGAAGGUCUGAGCUUGCCUUUGGUUAGA
Molecule: messenger RNA, 2388 nt
Organism: Varroa destructor (honeybee mite)
Lineage: Eukaryota; Metazoa; Arthropoda; Arachnida; Mesostigmata; Varroidae
Product: hydroxysteroid dehydrogenase-like protein 2
Cellular component (GO): mitochondrion
Source: RefSeq, a predicted model, not a curated record